UCUAAUUCAAGACACCCAGCUAUAUAUAUAUAUAUAUAUAUAUAUCUAUAUGUACUGAAAAGGCCGUAGUUUAAGCACGCUUCUCUGUUCCUUAUCGUCUUCAAGCUUCGUAUUUUGUUGCAGAGAUUCAGAGCUUGAGAAAGCUUCGUUAAUGGCGGCUUCUGUUAGAUUGAAAGCUUUGGAUUUGAUGGUUUAAACUCUCAAGCUUACACAAGCAAUAGCAGUCUCUGUUUCUCUUCAUCUUUACAGCUCCUCCCAUUUCUUUCUGGUACCUUCAAUGGCUGCCCUGUUUCCGCCAUUAAAGCUCUGUUUCUUUAAAUUUGGAGUUUUUGACAUACCCAUUUGAAAAUUAAUACAAAAAAGGGAAAUUUUGCUUGUUUUCUUCUCCAUCCAUUAAUGAAAUCUCUGAUAUUCUUGUUUUUUUUUUUCACUGAUCUUCAUAGAUAUUGGAAGAACUUGAAGAUGGUGAUAACAGAAUCAGAAAUGUUGUCACAUGAUGAAGUGGAAUCGCCAUUGCAGUCUGAGCAGCAGCUCAAGAACAAUGGAUUCUCUUCCCUUGGAAGACAAUCCUCCAUUUACUCUCUUACACUGGACGAAUUUCAGAACACACUCUGUGAGAGUGGCAGGAAUUUUGGGUCAAUGAACAUGGAUGAGUUCCUCACCAGCAUUUGGACGGCGGAGGAAAACCAAGCAAUCAGUGGCAGCCACUCCGCCGCCACUGCCGUGGCGGCAUUGAGUAAUACCCAGACUCACCUGCCGGUGACUGGAGCGUCGUGGGGGAAACGCAAUAUAGAGAAGCAAGCUAGCUUGGCUCGCCAAGGUUCGCUAACAGUUCCGUCGCCGUUGUGUCGGAAGACGGUGGAAGAGGUUUGGUCGGAGAUUCAUAAGAGCCAUCAGGGGCAGAGUCAAAACAGCAAUUCACAAGAGUCCGCCGCGCGCCAACCAACUUUUGGGGAGAUGACAUUGGAGGAUUUUCUGAUCAAAGCAGGGGUUGUUCGAGAGCCUUGCGGCGGAGCAGGAGUGGCGCAGCCAUUGCAACCACCGCAGCAGUAUAGUUUGUACCAGAAUAGCAACCACGCCGUUGGUGGAGGUUAUGUUUCAAGGCCUGUUGGACUCAGUACAUCUGCAGCUGGCGGUGGUAGCAUUACAACUGGGUAUACUAGCAAUGGGAAAAGAAACAGUUUUUAUUCGUCACAGGCUCCUUAUGGUGGAGGCGGAGGAGGAGGAGGAGGAUAUCCGCCUGCUCAGCCGUUGGGGAUGGCGGCGCCUGUGAGUCCAGUUUCCUCCGAUGGAAUGUGCGGGAAUCAGGUGGAUAAGUCGAAUCAAUUUGGGUUGAGAGGUAGGAAGAGAGUGAUUGAUGGGGCAGUUGAGAAAGUUGUGGAGAGGAGACAGAGGAGGAUGAUAAAGAACAGGGAGUCGGCGGCGAGGUCCAGAGCUAGAAAACAGGCUUACACAGUGGAGUUAGAAGCAGAGCUGAACCAGUUAAGAGAGGAAAAUGGACAGCUUAAGCAGGCCUUGGCAGAGCUUGAGAGGAAGGGAAAGCAACAGCACCUGGAGGGAACAAAGAACGUUCAAACGAAGGCAGAAAGAGCGAAGGAAAAGGUUGGUGUUGUGAGGAGAAGCUUGAGUUGCCCAUUGUGAAACAAAAUGUUCAAAUGUCGUAGCCUAAAAACU
Messenger RNA from Cucurbita moschata (crookneck pumpkin), 1674 nucleotides. Its product is annotated as protein ABSCISIC ACID-INSENSITIVE 5-like. The transcript is spliced from 3 exons. The record is from RefSeq and is a predicted model, not a curated record. Gene Ontology annotation, molecular function: DNA-binding transcription factor activity. Gene Ontology annotation, biological process: positive regulation of DNA-templated transcription. The coding region runs from base 397 to 1641 and encodes 414 amino acids. Lineage: Eukaryota; Viridiplantae; Streptophyta; Magnoliopsida; Cucurbitales; Cucurbitaceae. Gene Ontology annotation, cellular component: nucleus.